Molecule: messenger RNA, 1278 nt
Organism: Oppiella nova
Lineage: Eukaryota; Metazoa; Arthropoda; Arachnida; Sarcoptiformes; Oppiidae
Source: the annotation of a GenBank genome assembly
CCCAUGUGAGCCCAGAGUUGAAUCGUUUGCGCCUUUUAUUCAAUCAUUGUUUUGGACUUUUAAUUGCAAACCAAUUGUCUUCAGACACACCGUUCACAGUGUGACCACGAAUUGUCUUCCGGAGUGUCAUACGUGUGUCCCUUCGGGCGCCGCAGUCAUGGAAGAGGAUCCCGAUGUCAUACUUCUGCAGGUGUUUCUGGAGGAGACGUUUCACACGACGGAACCGAUCCGCGAGAAACCGAUCCAGACGUCCAUCGACAGGGUGUGGAUCAAAGACCGGCGCCAUAAGUAUGUGACACACAAUGGCGUGCGCGUCAAGAGCGAGGAGCCGGUGCUGAAACCCACUCUCAACCAGCGUUUCCAAGACCUCCAGAGCCAACGCCAGGCGGCGGGCGUCGUCUUCGAGACCGAUCCCACGGUUGGCGACGACGAGGACUUCGAGGACGUGGACGACGAGGACGAAGAGGACUUGUCGACGGGUCCGACAGCGAUGGCGCGCAAGAAUCGACGCAAACAAAUGGUGACAAUCGCGCAGAAGCUGAAGAAGCGCGCGAUCGCCAACCGGUUGGGCGUGUCGUAUAUGCCCGGACACAACCGCUUGCGACCGACACUCGCGGCCGCCAACAGACCCGUCGCUAAGAAGAGUUGGGCCGAAAAGUUCGGCCGACUAUUGGCGGCCAAAAAGCUGCUGUAUUUGCCGCUACUGUUACGCAAGUAUAAUACCGGCCCCCGAAAGACGCGCCAAGAGCUGGACAUGGAGUUAGACCUCUAUAUGUCCGAAAUCAAGGGCCCGAAGAUGCAGUUGGCCUUCAAUGACAUCACAAACGCUGUGAACAACGGCGGCGACAUCAACAGAGGGUUCAAUGUCGUGGACACCAAAGAGCUGUUGAGUGGCAUCGGCGGUAAGGGCUGGCGUAAGAAGAUUAAGGAACAGCCGGCGCCCGAAGUGGUGAAGGAGGUGCUCGACAUGGAGAUCGACUCGUAUAUGGCCGGCAAGGAUAAGGAGCAGAGAGAGCCCAUUGUCUUCUCAGUGGAGGAGAUGGACACGAAGGAGGGGCUGGACAUCGAUUUGGAUGAGUAUAUGGCAGUCGUCAGGAAGAAGGCGCCGCCGAAGACGCUGAUGAACGGCACGACGUGAUCUCAUUACCACUCCCUCCACUAUAAUGUCAUAUAUAUUCGCAAUUCAUUGAAAUAUUUGAAAUAUUUUUUAUAACCAUUUGUUUAUUUUGCUUAAGAUAUCGUUAUGUUUAGUAUUUUUGUUCAUUUUUAUAAUGCCAU